UUGAGGAUUGGAACUGCAAGGUCAUCACUUUGCGCAUUCCUAUUCAGAAAGUACGUUUUCUGUAGCAUUGAAUAUGUGAGAAGUGCAUGACAAAGUUCUCUGCGAAGGAGCAGCACACAGAACACACACUUCCCACACAGUCAAAAUGACAUCCUCCAACAACACCAUCCCACCCGAUGUAGCCGCCGUCCGCAAACACCGCAUGAACGGCGACCUCAUAAACGCCUUCAAGCGCCACGUCCCACCUGGCACAACCCCCUACGUUACCGGCAUCGGCCUCUACACGCAUGUGGAAGGACCCCCCUCACCCGAAGUCUUCCUACACCCACAACCAGAGUUCUUACCUCUAUUUCCGGCACCGCCAUCAUCCCAGCGCACACCGCUUUCCCCCGAAAUACAAAGCGUAUGGGAAGAACUCUGCGAAGUGAUGCACGAAGAAAAGCAAAUCAUCGGACAAAUGGAGUUGAGCCUUGUGGAGUUGCGGAAGAGGUACGAGGGCUUAGAUGUACCGGAGGGAUCGCACGCGCCGACUCGGGGUGGUGAGACGAGGGUCCGUGGUCUGGUGAGGCAGGAUAGUACGACUAUAGGGAAUGAGAAGGGGUUGGUAAGGCGCCGAUCAUCUGGUUUGGUGUCGAGUUUGACGACGGGCAUGCAGGAUGUUAGUAUGACAGGGACGGAGGAGCGGAGGAGGAAGUUGCCUCAAGGGACAAAGAUUUACGCGCCAGAUCCAAGAAAACAAGGACGUUGAGCGUGGGAAGGCAAUGGAGUGGGAUACUCUGUUAAACAAAGGCCUCUCAAACUUGUAUGUCACGCAGAGACAAAUAGAGAUACAGGUUACUAAAAGAACAUUCAAUUGCAGAAGCCAUGUAUGUGGUAGGAACUACAA
Messenger RNA from Pyrenophora tritici-repentis Pt-1C-BFP, 886 nucleotides. NCBI's taxonomy places the organism in Eukaryota, Fungi, Ascomycota, Dothideomycetes, Pleosporales, Pleosporaceae. The record is from RefSeq and is a predicted model, not a curated record.